AUUUCAAAAUAUUUUCUCCCAUGAUGCAAUGAAUCGCUCGUAACAACAACAACUCAAAAAUAUUGUAAACAAAGAGAAUUUAUACUGUUUUCACUACACAUACGAUAACUAUUGCGUUUAUUAAACACGUUUAAAAGAUCCGUGAUGGAUCACAAAGCAUUGCUUGAGCACUGUGUGGCAGUGUUAGAUUCAUUCAAUGCAGAUGUCCAGUCAGUGGAGAAUCACGUCAAUAAAUAUCUCAAGCAUUACGGUAUUCACAAUGAAGAUGAGCAGAUCUUCAUAGUUGAGGUGUUCUCUGGCUGUGUUCGCUACCUGGAUAUCAUGUCUAUCAUAGUGAAGGGAUUUUAUGCACGUGAUGGGAAAAACACACUUCGCUCAGAACAAAAUCUCUUCAUAGUUUUAUCAUACCUUGCCUUGUUUCGCCUGGAUGAGUUGGAAAUGGCCAAUUUCCGACAGUUUGUACGCUCUCAGGACAUCAACAAAAUGUACAAGUUCCUGCAGUUUUUCUUCAAUGAAAAAAGCAUCACAACUUGGAUGAAGGAUGAAUGGCAGAAAUUCUAUGAGCAUGUGUUUGUGCAGACUAAACUGGUGUCUCCAUUACGGCAGUGGCUUCCUGAGCUGUCUGAUAUGCUUCAACAAAUGAAGGAAAAAAUUGACAACGUCACCAAACCACCAAAAAAAGCUCUCACAAACACAGAGAUAAAGCCAUUCAAUAUAACAAAGCCGCGUCCAAAAAGUGUUCCUGUCCCGGAGCCGAUCCCGAAGAUGGAGAAGCGUAAGCCACCACCGGACACUCUGUACAGGGAGCCGUCAAAUAUUGAGAAGAUUGAGCGCAUUCGCCAGGAGAACCGGCGCAGAGCAGAGGAGCGUCUUAUGGAGGCAUCCAGGAAGCAGUUUGCUUGUGCCAACCCAGAGAAGUCCCAGAAGACAAAGGAGAAGAUACAAAGAAUCCUGACCGAAGAGCAGAGCAAACUGGACUUUGACAGACCCAAGACUAACAAGGUGCCCACCUUCCUGAUGACUCCACUCUCUAGUCGUUCCACGACCUCAACUCGCAGAAAUAACCAGGAGGUGCCAGUGAAGAUGACGGCCGCUGCCAUACUGAGGGAGGGUUUCCUGUACCAGCAGAGGGAGGCUGAGGAGAUUAAAAAACUUGAGAGCCUAGAGGCUGGUGCCAAGGACAAGUCGGACUUUGAGCGGUGGCAGUCAGAUAUGAAGCGGCGCGACCUUGAGUCAGAGCUUGCAGAUAUUGAGCGGCGGCGCCUGGAAGGCAAACUGAGCCACGAGGAGGCGAUACUCGCUCGUCAGAACAUUGUGGAGGAGAACAAACAGAGGGUCUCUGAGAUGAAGGAGGAGACUCAGAAAAUGAUGGAGCGAUACCUGGAAGAAAAGUUCAAGGAAGAGCAACAAAUGAAGCAACUUGUGGAAGACACAAUGCAAGGGCAUAAAAAUGCCAAAGAAUCCAAGAGAAAACUCAAAGAAUACAAACAAAAGAUUGUUGCGGAGGUGGCAGAGGAGAGCCGUGAGCUGAUGCGUCGCGCCAUUGAGGAGGCUGAGGCGGAGAUGCGGCGCCGCAUGGAGCUGAUCCACCAGAUACGGGCCAUGGAGGCGGUGCCGGCCAUACGACAGAAGUUUGUGGACCUCACGGCCACGUCUGGACAUGGCCUCUUGAGUGAGAUGUCCAUAGUGGAGUUGAGAGAAAGACUGGCCUUGCUGAGGAAUGCUGAGAAGGAGAAUGAAGAGAUGAAACGAGACGAGAUACUUGCCAGUAAAGAGGCCAAGGACCAGCUGUUACUGGACACCCUGGAGACCAUCUCCAAACAUCGCCUGGAACAGACUAAGGCUGCAGCCAUCAAGUUAGAGUCGAGAAAGAAAGGUGAGCCCAAGAAGUCAUCAGUACAGACGGAGGAACUGUCUGCCCUACAACAACGUCUCCAGGAGAAACGCCAGCAGAGACUACAGGCCCAGGAGGGCUCUAGACUGGCACCAAACACCCAGUCUGCCAAGAGAACCAAGAGUCUUAUUGACCAGAAGAAAAACCUCGAGGAGAGUCGCUGGAAGGAGUUGGAGGCGACGCGAGAGAGGACCGCGCAGCUGAUCCAGCAGAGCUACGCGCGCUCAGCCACCAGACUCAACACCAUGACCUCAGUCACAUAACUUCAUAUGUGACACACUCUGGGAAAACAGGGCUUAAUGCAUGUGCGUAAAGUGUUGUCCCAGAUUAGACUGUGUUGUCUUCACAGGCUAAUCAUGGACGACACUUUCAACCUUAACAUGUUUCUUGCUAUCACAGGCUAUUCUCUGAUGUAAUUUAAUGCACAUGCAUUAAGCAAGUUUUCUUAGAGUGGGGCUCAUAUGAUUGUGUUUAAAUUUGACAUUUUGAAUAUUAUAUUUUUGUAUGAAGACAUUUUAUUUAUGUAUUUUACUUUUACAUGUAAAUAAUUUAUUAAUAGAAGAGACUAUAAAUGCAGUAUUAUUAAAUAAUAUCAACUGAAAGUUUUUUAUUUAAAUUGUAACGCUGCAAUUUAAUCAUAUUCUGCUCUUAAAACAUAUUGUAUGUAUAUUUCAUGUUUUUGCUAUCUGUGAUAUUACAUAUUUCUGUAUUUGGAUUUGCAUUUUCGCAUAUGUCAAUGACCAUAAUUAUUUCAAAUAGAUUAAGUAAACUUUUGUCACUUAAGUUCUAAUUCUUUCAUCUUAAACUGUGUGUAUAAACCAAUAUAAUAUACUGGCACAAAAUGGUUUUUAUAAGCCCAUGUUAUCGUUUACAUUUUGUUGUUAACGCAACUGUAAAUGGGUUCUUUUGAAAUGUAUUUGCGACUUAAAAAUAUCUUGUUAGCAUGUGGAAAGUAUUUUCACCUGAAGGAAUUAAUAUCUAUUCUCUUAUGUGUCAUUUAAUACAAGCGAUAUUGAAUCGUACACAUUCUUGGGACAUUUCCCUUUCCUUUGAGAGUUGAAUCACAAAAAGAACCUCAUGUCACGAUACUUAAUCGAACUUCUAAUAAUGUUUUAUUGUUUUCUGUAACUGAUGUAUGUUAUGCACUGAUUAUUUGAUGUUUUGUGAAAUCAGCAAAGCCAGUCCAAUAUGGGUUGUUCGAAUACAUGGUAGACACAUAAUAGCUACUGAAGAUUAAAUAAGAAUAAUUUAAUAAUUUUGGGAUUUAAUGAUUUCAACAUUUUUUAUUGGUGUAUGUUAAAUGUGAAAAUAUAUUAAAACAAUACAAGUAUACAACAGAUUUCAAUGAUGCCUUUACAUUCAAAUCAGCGCAUUUCAAAGCCAUUUAAACCUUUCCCAAUCAGAAGCAAAGUGAAAAUGGCUAUGUGCAAACAGCAUAAAACCAGAACAGCCUGCGAGUAACUUGCAGUCUGUUAAGGUUUAUUGCUGUUUGCUGCUCAUUAGUAUCUUAGGGUUGGAAAUGAAGCCUUUAAAACUUGAAUCUAGUAAGAAAGGUCUUUAAUAAAAUUUAACUUUGUAAGGUACUACAAACACGUCAAAAUAUGUAUCUAAGUGGUAAAGGGUUAAACCAAUACAAGUAUGCAACAAAUUUGAAUGAUGUCUCCAGUUAAUUCUUGUAACAUAUCAGCAGAGCACAAAUGUGCAACAUACUUUGUUGAAGCACAUAUUUCUGGUAGGAUGACAUUGACUUAUACAUUUAUACAUAUCCUAAUCAGGGUGACAUUGACUUAUACAUGUAUACAUAUCCUAUGCAGGGUGACAUUGAUCCAGAUCAUCGUGAAAAUGACAAAAAUGUAACAAUACUAUGCAGUUAGUAUUGAAUAUUUUGUGACAGCUCUUGUGGAUAUUUAAUUUUAAAUGUUUAAAACAGCUUGGUAUCAGCCUAAGUAGGGAUGAAAAUGUUGUGUGUCAGUUUUUAAAAUGCUUAAAAUGUAUGUUUUCUGAAAAUGUUUGUUGUUACAAUAAAUAUCCAUAAGUUAA
Dreissena polymorpha is the source of this 3934-nucleotide messenger RNA. RefSeq names its product cilia- and flagella-associated protein 99-like. Bases 145 to 2157 code for a protein of 670 amino acids. The transcript is spliced from 19 exons. The record is from RefSeq and is a predicted model, not a curated record. Lineage: Eukaryota; Metazoa; Mollusca; Bivalvia; Myida; Dreissenidae.